This is a messenger RNA of Penicillium longicatenatum, 2418 nucleotides long. RefSeq names its product beta-glucosidase. Gene Ontology annotation, molecular function: beta-glucosidase activity. Gene Ontology annotation, biological process: glucan catabolic process. The transcript is spliced from 2 exons. Bases 1 to 2418 code for a protein of 805 amino acids. The record is from RefSeq and is a predicted model, not a curated record. Lineage: Eukaryota; Fungi; Ascomycota; Eurotiomycetes; Eurotiales; Aspergillaceae.
AUGAAGUUGACCACGCUUUCUACUGCAGCGUUACUGCUGGUGGGAGGUGUUUCGGCAGAGAGCGAAUCCUCCGAGGCAGCGAAUCUCGAGAAAUUCUGGUCCUAUGGCAGAUCUGAGCCAGUGUACCCGACGCCCGAAACGAAAGGCCUGGGAGAUUGGAAAAGCGCUUACACCAAAGCGAAAGCUCUCAUUGCUCAAAUGACAAAUGAGGAAAAAAACAACCUCACUUAUGGAUAUACAUCGACAACCAACGGUUGCAGUGGAAACUCAGGUGGUGCCCCGCGUCUUGGCUUCCCUGGGAUCUGUUUACAAGAUGCCGGGAACGGUGUCCGGGCGACCGAUAUGGUCAAUGGAUACCCUUCAGGCGUUCACGUUGGGGCGGCAUGGAACCGUGAUCUCUCGUACCAGCGUGCUAGCUACAUGGGAGCCGAAUUCAAGAAGAAGGGUAUCAAUGUCGCUCUUGGCCCUGUCGUCGGUCCCUCUGGCCGAAUAGCACGAGGUGGUCGCAAUUGGGAAGGAUUCAGUAAUGACCCCUACCUGGGCGGUGCCUUGGCCGGUGAGACGGUCCGUGGUCUACAAAAGAAUGUCAUUGCAUGCGUCAAACACUUCAUUGCCAAUGAGCAAGAAACAAAUCGAAACCCGCCUUCGCUGCUGGCCGACAGCCACAAUCAGUCUUACUCUACCAAUGUCGAUGACAAGACUAUGCAUGAGCAAUACCUUUGGAGCUUCCAGGAUGCAGUGAAAGCAGGAGCUGGUUCUAUCAUGUGCAGCUACAACAGAAUCAACAAUAGCUAUGGUUGCCAAAACAGCAAGACACUCAAUGGUCUUCUAAAGGGCGAAUUGGGCUUCCAGGGCUUCGUUGUGACUGAUUGGAGUGCCCAGCACAGUGGCCUUGCAAGUACACUGUCCGGGUUGGAUAUGGUCAUGCCAUCGUCAUCGUUCUGGGAUAACGGCACACUCGCCUUGGCUGUACGAAACGGGUCUCUUCCACAGAGCCGUCUCGAUGAUAUGGCCACUCGCAUCGUGGCUUCCUGGUAUAAAUAUGCCGAGCUGGAGAACCCGGGUCAUGGAAUGCCGGUGAGCCUUCUUGAGCCGCACACGUUGGUAGAUGCCCGGGAUCCGAAAUCCAAGAAGACCAUCUUCCAAGGUGCCGUGGAAGGCCACGUUCUCGUGAAGAACACGGAAAACACACUUCCACUCAAGAAGCCCAAAUUCCUCUCCCUCUUCGGCUAUGAUGCUGUCGCUGCCUCCAGGAACACUGCAGAUGGGGAAUCUCUCGUUGGGUGGUCUACCGGUCUAGACAAUACUCUAUCUUGGCCCAACGGAUCUGCAAUCUCAGCGACAAGCAUGGUGUAUCUUUUCCUUUCCAGUCUUGAUCCAUCAACCAAAGGUCCUGGUGUUGCUCUUAACGGAACAAUGAUCUCUGGUGGAGGCUCUGGCGCCACCACCCCGUCUUACAUCGAUGCACCCUUCGAUGCCUUCCAGCGCCAAGCGUAUGAAGACAAUACCUUCCUUGCGUGGGAUUUCGCUUCCCAAGAUCCGCCUGUCAAUCCUGCGUCAGAGGCCUGUAUUGUUUUCAUCAACGAGCAAUCGAGUGAAGGUUGGGACCGCCCAUACUUGGCAGACCCAUAUUCCGAUGAACUAGUCUUGAAUGUUGCAGCCCAAUGCAGCAACACCAUAGUCGUUAUCCACAACGCAGGUGUCCGACUUGUCGACCAGUGGAUUGAAAAUCCCAAUAUCACCGCAGUCAUCUACGCCCAUCUUCCUGGCCAAGACAGUGGUCGAGCCCUGGUAGAAGUAAUGUACGGCAAGCAGUCACCCUCCGGUCGUCUUCCCUACACCGUCGCCAAGAAAGCAGCAGACUACGGUGCUCUUCUGGACCCUACCAUUCCCUCAGGCGACCUUGACAUUUGGUACCCUCAGAUAAAUUUCACCGAGGGAGUCUAUAUUGAUUACAAAGCCUUCGAGAAGAGCGGAAUCACGCCUCAGUACGCAUUUGGUUAUGGUCUUACCUACACAACUUUCAAGUACUCCGAUCUGGAAGUUUCAGUUGCCCACGGUGUGAGCACCAGCUACGCACCACCCGGCAAAGUCAUUGCUGAAGGCGGUUUGCCAUCGCUGUGGGAUGUUGUUGCUUCUGUCAGCUGUACUGUCGCUAACUCUGGAUCUGUGGCGGCUGCGGAGGUUGCUCAGCUUUACGUUGGUAUCCCGGGAGGUCCUGUCAAGGUCCUGCGUGGGUUUGAAAAACGGCUUAUUCAGCCUGGUGCGCACAAGAACUUCACAUUUGAUCUGACACGUCGUGACCUUAGUGCUUGGGACACUGAGAAACAAGUUUGGGGCUUACAGAAAGGCGAAUACCAUAUUUAUGUGGGGAAGAGUGUGCUAGAUAUCCAGUUGACUGGAACAUUGACUUUGUAA